Messenger RNA from Helianthus annuus (common sunflower), 339 nucleotides. RefSeq lists its product as uncharacterized. The record is from RefSeq and is a predicted model, not a curated record. The coding region runs from base 1 to 339 and encodes 112 amino acids. NCBI's taxonomy places the organism in Eukaryota, Viridiplantae, Streptophyta, Magnoliopsida, Asterales, Asteraceae. Gene Ontology annotation, molecular function: nucleic acid binding. The transcript has a single exon.
AUGGAAAAGGCACUUGCACGCUACGGUGUCACUCCCCGUUUUUCUACCGCAUACCAACUGCAAACUAGUGGCCAAGUAGAGAAUGCAAACCGAGGGGUGAAGAGAAUUCUAGAAAAAACGGUAGGAAAAAGUAGAAAAGAUUGGGCGGAAAAGCUCGACGAUGCAUUAUGGGCAUUCCGCACCGCUUACAAAACACCUUUAGGAACCACGCCCUUCAUGAUUGUGUAUGGCAAAGCAUGCCAUCUUCUGGUAGAGUUAGAACAUAGAGCAUUGUGGGAAUUGAAAACCGUUACCUUACCGAAGCCGCAAGGAGGAGAUUCUUUCAAAUCUAUGAAUUAG